Molecule: messenger RNA, 1077 nt
Organism: Geodia barretti
Lineage: Eukaryota; Metazoa; Porifera; Demospongiae; Tetractinellida; Geodiidae
Source: the annotation of a GenBank genome assembly
GGUUGGGGGCGUGGUACGAAGUUUCAUGGAGGCAGCUCUGGGUCAGCGAGUAGUCCGUGGACCAGACUGGGAGUGGGGAGACCAAGAUGGCGGCGAGGGUUUCGUGGGGACGGUGGCUGGACUGGAGGAAGGUGGAGGAGGAGUGAUAGUCCAGUGGGACAUGGGACAGAGGUGUAGGUACCGCUGUGGCAGAGACAACAAGUUCGACCUCAGAGUCCUGGACGACGGCCCUAGCGGUAACCAUCAAACUACAUAGUUAAUAUUCACUAUCCCGUUAGCGACUGAGUAAAUCUAGCUAUAGUCAAUGCUACUCUAUGAAGGGCGCAGUUAUUCCAAGCAUCGAUGCCACGUGUGUCGAAAGAAGAGGGUGUACGGAGUGAUGUGGAGGUGUCUGCACUGCCCGGAGUACUACCUGUGCUCCGUCUGCUACCUGGCCAACCAUCACUGCUCCCUGCAUCGAUUCACAUGUCUGCUGGACAGAGACGGGAUGCAGUUUCGAGUCCUGGCACGAGCAGACUCCCGACGUAUUCCAGUCAGUGGUCUGUUCUAUGGAGCUGAGGUGGUGAGGGGGACUGACUGGAGAUGGAAUGACCAAGAUGGUGGAGUGGGUAGGACGGGGAAGGUGGUGGAAGUAUUGGACUGGAGUAAUGAGGGAGGUAGUGGAUAUGAGCGGAGUGUUGUGUUGGUGACGUGGGAGAAUGGGAACAAGAAGAAGUACAGAGCUGGACAUAGAGGAAAGGUUGAUGUGAGGUGUAUUGCUCCUGGCAGCGGCGGGUUCUAUUAUCCUGAACACCUUCCUGUACUCUGUCAAGCUGUGAAGCCUCCUAGCUCAGGGGACAUAGUGACUGGGGACAGAAUAAAGUGUGAGGUGAAUCUUGCUGAGCUGGACGACCCUGAAAUGGCAGAGAAGAUUGGUCUGAUGUUGGACCAUGUCGGGACAGUCAAUGUCCUCCUGGAGAAUGGAGAGCUCCUGGUCCGCUACCCUGGCAACUCCCUCGUUCAAGUCAACCCAGCAGCUGCCAAGAAGCUCGAGGGAGGGAUUCACCAUCACUCAGUCUACUAGUGGACUCAGCUGCU